Armigeres subalbatus is the source of this 3871-nucleotide messenger RNA. RefSeq lists its product as uncharacterized. The transcript has a single exon. The record is from RefSeq and is a predicted model, not a curated record. Gene Ontology annotation, molecular function: ephrin receptor binding. NCBI's taxonomy places the organism in Eukaryota, Metazoa, Arthropoda, Insecta, Diptera, Culicidae. Bases 2031 to 3371 code for a protein of 446 amino acids. Gene Ontology annotation, biological process: axon guidance; ephrin receptor signaling pathway. Gene Ontology annotation, cellular component: plasma membrane.
CAGUAUGCGUUUGUAUUGUGAUCCGGAAUGAAUUGAAACCAGGUUCGUCCGCGCUGCCGUCGACGGGAUUUUUUCUUCUAUGAGUGAAGUGUCUGAACAAAAACCCAAAGAAAGCAUCUUUUCACUCGAGGGCCAGGGAAGUAAUUUCACGCAAAUGGACAACGGUGGACGGCGUUGGUGGCACUGCAGUUCCGCGUUUCGACAGUAGUGAAUCGUGCGUGAAUGGUGAAUUGAUUCCACACGGUUUCGGAAAGAUACGGUGCAAGAGACAACCGAAUUCAAGUUUUUUUCCUUGAAUUUCGGAGGACCAGGUUGGGAAAGGCAGAAGAAGUACCAAAAGAAGAAGCAGCCAACAGAAGUAGCAAGCAGCAGUGGAUGAAGAGAAGUCUGGUUUCUCUCACACCGACACUCACUUUUGGAAGUGUUUUUUCGCUUCCUUCUCCCGAUCGAAGCAGAAAAUAUGUGUAUUUUACGUUGAUUUUUUUCAUCGAUGCGCCCUUAGCCGAAAAGAGCUUGGCUAGGCCCUCCGCGGCAAAGUGCUUGAAUGAAUGGAGCAUUCCUACUGAAAAUCAAAGUGCUAUUUUGCUCUUUCUCUGGAUGACGUGCGUUCGAGAAGGGAAAGCCCGCCAUGUCUCUCUAGAUGUUGAUGGCUCGAGGUGCAAAUGAUUUAUGAGAAGGAACGAGCGAAAGGAAUUAGACGAAGCGAAAAAUGGUCGGAAUGAGAAUUUUAGAGUGAUUUUCCCGUACAAGCCGCAGUCUGCAGUUAAUUCGGUUCUUGAGAUUCUCUUUUUUUUUUUUGUUUCUGGGGAUGAUGAAGAACGUGUGUGCGAACGCAUAAUUUGUGUAUUUUCGCGUUGGUGACGGAAGAAGAAUAAUAAAAAAUCGUAUGUAAUCAAUUUUCCACAUUGUGUGUCGUUUCAAGACGAGAAGUUUAUUGUUAUUGUUGUUAUUGUAGUUUGAAGCGAGGAAAAGCAAAUAGCCAAGAAAAGAGCGAGUAGGAGAGGAGAGUGUGCGAGCGAGCAGGAGUGCGCUCACUGUGGUUUCCGAAUAGUUCGAUAAUUGAGAGAAAGAAGAAGAAAAAUGCAGCUGUAAGAAGACGACGAGAAGCGAAGAAGUAGCAAAAACGUACACACAAGGCAUCGUUCGUUAGAAGAAAACCAGAGGCUCCUCGAGAAGGAGGAAAAAAUGUAAAUGAACAAUCAAUAUCUUGUACGUUCAAGUCAGGAAGUGGCUGACUUUCCUGACAGUGUGUGAACCGAAGGGAAAAUUACGACCAUCAUAGUUUAUUGCUGCCGUAUGUACUAAGCGAAGCAGUGAGUAAUAAUAGCUACAUCCUCGAGUGUGUUUUAUGGUCGCUGUUGUGAAAGAGGAUCAUUUCGGGGGUGGAUCCCUGCCGGGGUGGAACAGGGAUUAUGAGGAUUUAUCAUUAAUCAUCAGAACAAGUAAAAGCAUGUGAAGAAGACAGCAGCCGGGUGUAUGAACCCACCAAGUGAACCAGUGCAACGGAAUUAGAAACCAAGAAUCGACGUUCAAGUGUUGAAAAUCGGUCGCGACCGAAAAUACACCCAACGUCGGUCGCAGAGACAGUCGAAUGACAAACGAAGGAGGAAUAAAACAAGUCAGGGAACAAACAAAUACAGACAAUGUAAGUGGCUAAUGGUACUGCUUCUUAACUUUAUGUGGUCCGCUUUUCUGGAUUCGUUGUCGCCGUCGUCGCUUGCGUCUUGAGCGCGUUCAACACCCAGAGCUCCUUCUGGACUGGAACGCCACAGAAGACACGGUCAACCAGUUCCAAAGCCGAUUUGAAUCAAAGGCAGCUACGGAGAAAUCGACGGAACAAGAGAGAGCAAGAUGAAGAAAAAGUGAUACGUUAUAGUGGUUUGACGAUAAUUUAAAUAAAAUAAAGAUUCAAACAAUUGACGCGAAGAUUUGGAGAGGAAGCAGAAGGCUAUAUAUUAUACUUAACCAAAUCCGUUACGAGGGAGAGUGAAGAGUGAACGGUUUCCAGAUAGGAGUACCAUGCAAACAAGAUGAACAAAUUCAGCAGAAAGAAGAGUAAAGGUGACGUCACCGAGGUGAACCGUCACCAUCAAAGGCGACCGACAGCCACCAACAGUAUAACAACAAAACGACGGAAAUAUCGACUACUGAAUACGCGACUAAAGCUGCUCCCGAGCAUCAGGACGACGUCCUUCCUAACCCUAGGGCUGAUUGUAUGCCUCCAGCUGCUGAUGAUGUCCACCGUACUACACUGUGCCAAAACGUUCUACAUGCACUGGAACACUACGAACAGUAUAUUCCGGAUUGACAACACGGACCACAUCAUCGACGUCAACAAAGGUAACUCGGCGUUCGAGUACGAUCAAGUCCAUAUCAUCUGCCCGGUGUACGAACCGGGCACGUUCGACAACGAGACGGAGAAGUACAUCAUUUACAACGUCUCGAAGGUGGAGUACGAAACGUGCCGGAUCACGAAUCAUGAUCCACGCAUUAUCGCAAUCUGCGAUAAACCGAACAAGUUGAUGUUCUUCACUAUCACAUUCCGGCCAUUCACACCGCAGCCCGGUGGUUUAGAGUUCCUACCAGGGAAUGAUUACUAUUUUAUCUCCACAUCGUCUAAAGACGACCUCCAUCGGAGGAUAGGUGGCCGAUGCUCCACCAACAAUAUGAAAGUAGUAUUCAAGGUAUGCUGUGCCGACGAGCAGCACCAGCAUCCAAACAUUACGUCUAGUAAUAACAAUAUUCCUUCGUCGACGGCAAUCGACGCUGGAAGCAACGGGGACGGCAGCAGCUCAGCCAGCGGUAGCAGAGGUGUGUCGAUCAACACCAAUGCUAGCGGUUCGAUGGACAGUUUCGAUCCAUCGACGAGGUUACUUCCGUCUUCGACGGUCAACAGCAGCCAGGGCAACAUCGUGCAGAGCACGGUCAACUGGCCAGUUUGGAAUGGAGGUCAGCAGCGGCCAGUUCCGUCGACCCCAUCGGUCAACAACGGUGGCAACGGUCGCCACCAACAUCACUACACCCCAUCGCCUCCGCGAACGGCCAUCAACAACUACAACAACUACGGCGGCAACAGCGGAAGCGGCUCUGGUGCUCAUAGUAAUAGUAAUAAUUAUAACAUUAACAAUCCACCGUCCAAUGCACAUCAGAACAAUAAGCCGACGAAGAAGACGAACGAGUACGACAAGCACCCGAACGAGGUCGUCAAGAACGAGGAGCUCACCUACAACAAUGGCGCCGCCACAAGGACCGCCACCAGUUCCCGAGGUUUGCUAGGAUUAGUAUUUUUAGCGAUCUGUUCGCAUCUCCUGCUCAGUAGCAGUAGGCUCUGCGCAACAGGGUUGCCAAAUGCGUUGCCAUUGACGAGAUAGCACGUAAGCCGAUUCCUAACACGAUGCUAAUCAUGACACAUACAAUUAAACACACACACUUAAACAAAAUCACACAUUUGUAAUACGAGAGACUCUUGAACCCAGAUUUUUUUUUGUAAGAAAAUUCGCCACAAUCGAGAGAUCAUCGUUUUACUUCGAGGCGAAAAUCAACGAUGCUUGUAAAACAAGACGAAGAGAGUCAUCGAGAUCGUAAGUUGUAUCCUUGUUCGUACACAUGAAAAGAAAAAAAAAGUAAAAAACAAAGUGGAAACAAAUAUCUAAUAGUCCUUAUAUAGUGUGUAGUAGUGAGUGAUAUUAAUUUAAUGAACGAAACAAAAGCAAACAGCAAGGAAAAAUCACACAUUUUUAUUAGAAGGUAAACCGAAGACUGAGAGAUUUGACCGCUGGAGCAUGUUUAUGAGAAACCCGUAAUAAAGCUAAAAGAAGGAGUUUUAGAGACGCAAUGACUAAGAAAUUAAAACCGUACACACGAAAAAAAA